Molecule: messenger RNA, 1017 nt
Organism: Microthlaspi erraticum
Lineage: Eukaryota; Viridiplantae; Streptophyta; Magnoliopsida; Brassicales; Brassicaceae
Source: the annotation of a GenBank genome assembly
AUGUCGCUGAUGAACAAUGAGAUCAAGAGUAUAACGGAACAUUCUCAAUUUCCCAAUCCGGAUCGUCUUGUAACCUUGUUCCUUCAAAAUAACAAGCUGGUAGAUAUCGUUGGUAAAUUCUUUCUGGUAUUGUCAACUCUGGUGGUUUUGGAUCUAUCUCACAACCCUGGUAUCAUUGAGUUGCCUGACGAUAUCUCAAAGUUGGUGUCUUUGCGGUACCUCAACUUGUUCGGGACGAGGAUAAAGAAUUUGCAAGCUUCUUUAGAUCUCUCCUUGUUGAAGCAUUUGGAGCGUUUGGAGGAUUUAGAACUUUUGACCAUUAGUGUGAGAAAAGAGGAUGUUUUGGAAGCUUUCUUUGGAAGCAAAUUGUCAGGGAAGACACAGGGUCUAUAUCUUGAAGGACUUAACGUGUCAGGACAAUCAUUUGCAGCCACCUAUGGCGUAUUAGCUAGUCUUUCCAAACUUGGAAUGACAGAAUGUAAUAUUAUAGAGUCAGAGAGGGAAUGGGACGACAGUAGAAGGAACCAGUAUUCUCCAUCUGCAUCACCCAAUCAAAUGUCUCCAAGGAUUACAUUGUUCAAGAACCUCUCAGUUGUGGAACUACUCUCAUGCGAACAUCUAAUGGAUGUGACAUGGCUGAUAUAUGCUGAAAAUCUCGAGUCCCUAAGCAUCAAAUUGUCACCUAAGAUGGAAGAAGUAAUAAGCGGUCAGAAAGCUGCAGGUGUUGGGGUUGAGCCUUUUCUAAAGCUACAAGUUCUUGAUUUAGGUUAUUUGAAUGCACUUGAGAGUAUCUAUUGGAGUCCACUCUCUUUUCCGAGGCUACAGAAAGUCCGCAUAACAAACUGCCAGGAGCUGCGUAAGCUUCCACUAAAUUCCACGAGUGUAGAUAAAAUUGAUGAUCUUAUCAUUGAAAUGGAUCAAGGAUGGUUAGAUAGAAUUGAAUGGGAGAGUGGAGCUGAAGAUCGAUUUCGUCAUCUCAUCCGCACAGCUUCUGUUUCUCAGCCUGGUCCGGUGUAG